GCUUCUGACGUUGUGAUGGGCGGGUGGUAUUGAGUAGGAAGGUCAGCUGAAUAGAUUUACGUCUAUUUUAGUAUACCGAAAAAAACAGGGCGGACGAGCUAAGAAGAGGAAGAAGUCUGCGGAACUUGCUGUACGGAUCAAGCGCCUUGCAGGCUAGACCCCAAUCGUAUCAUUGAGUAAAAUGGCUGUGUAUGGAUCCAGCGCCGAAGCUCAUAAACUGAGGUGCAAGUUGAACUAAUAGUAAUCUACAAUGGCCACUUCAUGAGACAGCAGAUUUGAAUUUGUUUUCCUUCUCGGGUUUAAAGGAUGAGUUACCCAGGAUAUCCGCCAGCCCCAGGAGGGUACCCGCCAGCCCCAGGAGGGUACCCGCCAGCCCCAGGAGGAUACCCACCAGCCCCAGGAGGAUACCCACCAGCCCCAGGAGGAUACCCACCUGCACCAGGUGGUAGUCCGUGGGGCCCCAAUCCAACCAUGCCCAUUGGAUUGGUGGAUUCUUUUGGAAGCCUCACUACAGGUGCUGAUUUCUCCAAUAUGGCAGGAAGGAUUGAGAACUUAUCAGCUGCAAUAAGACCACAAGUUUCUGAUGCUUUUGGAGGACCUCCCAACCAGCAACCAUCUCAAUUUGGAAUGUAUCCACAAGGCCAGGGUGGUCAGCCUGGUGCUCCCACCUACAAUCCAGGAUAUCCUGGUUCCAACCCAGGAUUUCCAGCCUCCGGCCCGACUCCAGGAUAUCCGUCCGGCCCGACUCCAGGAUAUCCGUCCGGCCCGGCUCCAGGGUAUCCGUCCGGCCCGGCUCCAGGGUAUCCGUCCGGCCCGUCUCCAGGGUAUCCGUCCGGCCCGUCUCCAGGGUAUCCGUCCGGCCCGUCUCCAGGGUAUCCGUCCGGCCCGUCUCCGGGUUAUGGAGCUAGUCCAUCACAAGGGUACCCCUCAAACUCCUCUUCAGUUGCAGCACCAGUGAAGCCUGUGAACCGGGGAACUGUAAGAGAAGCUCCAGGGUUUGAUGCCUUGAGGGAUGCUGAAGUACUUAGGAAAGCAAUGAAAGGUUUUGGCACAAAUGAACAGGCCAUUAUUGACGUAGUUGCUCAUCGUUCGAAUAAGCAGAGGCAACAGAUAGUAUUGUCCUUCAAAACAGCGUAUGGAAAGGAUUUGAUAAAGGAGCUGAAGUCCGAGUUGUCGGGUAAUUUUGAGAAGUCAGUCCUGGCAUUGCUGAAGCCAUCUGUGCUUUAUGAUGCAGCUGAACUGAAGGAUGCCAUCAAGGGGGCUGGUACAGAUGAGGAAUGUUUAAUCGAGAUCCUGACAUCCCGUUCCAAUACAGAAAUCCACGCCAUCAACAGUGCUUACAAAACAGAGUUUAAAAAGACUCUGGAACAGGACAUCAAGAGUGAUACAUCAGGCCACUUUGAAAGGCUGCUGGUCUCCCUUGUCCAGGGUAACCGUGAUGAAAGCCAAAAUGUCGACAUAACACUGGUUAAGAAGGAUGCUCAGGAUUUAUAUAAUGCAGGCGAAGGACGUAUGGGAACAGAUGAGUCAAAGUUUAAUGCCAUCCUGUGUGCAAGGAACAGAUCCCACCUGAAAGCUGUGUUUGAGGAGUAUCGGCAGGUUUGUAAAUAUGAUAUUGAGAAGACCAUCAGCCGGGAGAUGUCUGGGAACCUGGAGCGAGGCAUGUUGGCAGUAGUGAAAUGUCUGAGAAAUACCCCGGCCUUUUUUGCUGAAAGACUCUACAAAUCAAUGAAGGGUUUGGGGACAGAUGACAAAACACUGAUUCGCAUCAUGGUAUCUCGCUGCGAGGUUGACAUGUUAGACAUCCGGGCUGAAUUCAAGAAGAUGUAUGGACAGUCGCUGUACUCCUUUAUUGCGGGUGACACCUCUGGAGAUUACAGGAAGCUCCUGCUGCAACUGUGUGGAUCAAAUGAUUAACAAGCGAAUGGCUGAGGUGACAGGCAAUUUGAUGCAGGUCCUCCAAAGAAAUAGCUUGCCCCGUCAAUGUGUGAAAGCCUCUGUGUCUUCCUUCUAUGGAUUCAUUUUGUUUUGUAUUGGCUUGUAACUGUAAUCUGUUUUUAAUCAGCAUUUUUAAGUAUGUUCAUUUAGCCAAAGUUUAAUCGAGUACAUUUUCAAUUCCAAGAACACUUUAAGACCAUCUGCACAGUUACUGAUUCCCUUCGCCCUGAGUUUCUCAAUAAGUGAAAAUACUAUAGCUGUCAAAAAUCACAAGUAUGCAGUUGUCUGGGGAAGAAUGAACUGCACUCAUUGCUUUAAGGGAGGUGAGCAAUCUGCAUUUUUAGAAAUGGACUUUGUAAAGUUGCUUCACGCUGCUUUAGGAUAUUCUCCUUGUGCCUUCUUCUUAAGAAUUCUAAUCUGCCUGAUGGCAGGAAGUUCUCUCUUCUCUGACAGUCUUCAAUCAAAAGAUAAUCAACAUGCAUCAAGUGUGCGUGAACUUUUUUAUUUCAAACGCUGCAUUGUUUGCAGAUUUGGAACACAUGCCAAGAACGUUUUUUUUGUUUUGCUGAGCCAAUGUUGACCCAUUCUUUCAAUCUAGGGCAAGUGGCAAGCUCUCUGUAAUGUCAUUCAUCUUCCCUGAGCUGACAGUUUACAGCAAUGAUUUGCAGCCUCUAUCCUGUCUGGAAUUAUCCAAGUGCCAAGAGAAUUAUUUGUUUCUGUUUGGCUUCCUAACCAAAGAAUCCACCGAUAACCCCUCGUCCUGCUGGUGUUUCUCAGAUUGCAGCAGGAACACCCAAGAUAGGAGAUAAAUGUGUUUUGCGUUAUCAAGCCUGGCUCACUCUGCAGAGUUUGUCAGUGGUGAAGGAAGUUGUCUGAAAGUGAGGGCCCAAGACAGAAGGGAGACAAUGUGCUAAAAACAUAAAUAAUACGUAAAUAAAUACUAUGCAACUAAUUUAAAACUGUUUGAUGAAAUCAAUUUCAAUUCAUUCCAAAUUGGUUAAUGUUAAAUGUGUAUUUCUUUUGACAUGUAGGAAGUGGCACUUUAUUUUGUCAGUCAUCCUGAGGUCAGAGUCCGUUCCAUGAAUAUAUACCAUGAAAAUAUAAAUAUAUGAAAUUCUUGCA
Messenger RNA from Stegostoma tigrinum, 3060 nucleotides. RefSeq names its product annexin A4-like. The record is from RefSeq and is a predicted model, not a curated record. Gene Ontology annotation, molecular function: calcium ion binding; calcium-dependent phospholipid binding. Gene Ontology annotation, cellular component: cytoplasm. The transcript is spliced from 16 exons. Bases 307 to 1917 code for a protein of 536 amino acids. Lineage: Eukaryota; Metazoa; Chordata; Chondrichthyes; Orectolobiformes; Stegostomatidae. Gene Ontology annotation, biological process: phagocytosis; cytokinetic process.